AUCCCCUGACUCCGUCCGCUAUUUAUAAGAGCCCUAUCUAGCUCUCUCUUGAAAGCAUCCAGAGAACCUGCCUCCGCCGCCCUCUGAGGCAGAGAAUUCUAUGAGAAAAAGUGUUUCCUCGUCUCGGUUCUAAAUGGCUUAUUCUUAAACUGUGGCCCCUGGUUCUGGACUCCCCCAACAUCGGGAACACGUUUCUUGCCUCUAGCAUGUCCAAACCCGUAACAAUCUUUUCUUAUAAACCCUGAUCAUUCGGCACACUAUAGGAAGGAUGGCACAGUAGUGCAGCUUAGGCACGGUAGCACAGUGCCUGAGAUCUGUGGCUGCUGUAAAAUUGCCUCUAAUCCAUAGGGAGUGGGUGUGAAAGUGAGAUAACAUAGAACCUGUGUGAAUGCGUUAUCAAUGGUUGGUGUGGUUUUAAUGGGCCCAAGGGCCUGAAUAUCUCUUUUUUUUUAAAAUUGAGAAAGAGGCAUUGAUUACACAGGAGUAAGUGCGGAAGAUAUUGCUUGGCAUGGAACGUUUCAGUCGUGAAAUUAUGUAGGUUUCAGGCAUCAGUCUGAAGAAGCGUCCUGACCCGAAAUGUCACCUACCCAUGUUCUCCGGGGAUGCUGCCUGGCCCGCUUUACUGAGUUACUCCAGCAUUUUGUGUCUUUAUUUUCCUUGGAACAGCAGAGGGCUGGAGAGCUAUACCAAAUUGAGAAAAGUAGAUUGGGUAUGCCCCAUAGAGAUAGCGGCGUUUACAACUAAAUGGCAUAACUCUAAGAAAUUUAACAAGGAUUUGAGAGGUUAUUGUUCACGCAGAGGAUGGUUGCAGUUGGAUGCACUGCCUGAGAAAGUCAUUAUAGAUAAGCAUUAUCGACGUUGAUGAAGCAUUUCUGUAAUGGGAUAUUUCAAUUAAUAGAACUGCACCAGCCCAAUUGAUGAAACUUGAAACAUGCAUGGAAUUGGUUUGAUUUUUUUUUCACUUUUCAGAUAUAUCACUGGUGCAAGUUACAUGAACUCCGAUGGAACUUAAAAGAGAUAAUUGGAACACAUAUUUUCCUGAAACAUUCAACUGAGGGAUUCCUGUCCACUUUAAUAAUGUGUUGGUAUUAGUAUCGUGCUGCUGCGGGAAUUUAAACAAUGCAAAGGCAAGCUGAUCAAGUGAAACAUCGUUCAAGCACUAAUCCUUCCAUUCGGAUGAGAAAUGUUGACAUUGCCAGAGGAAGAACUGGCUAUGGAUUUACUCUAACUGGGCAAGCUCCGUGUGUGCUGAGCUGCAUUCUCAAAGGAAGCCCAGCACAUUAUGUUGGCCUUAGACCUGGGGAUCGCAUACUCAGUGUGAACGACAUUAAUGUCUCCAAAGCCUCCCAUGAAGAUGUGGUGAAACUGAUAGGACAGUGCACGGGUGUGCUUCGACUUGUUAUUGCCGAUGGUAAUAACCACUGUGACACAGGUUCCAGUGAUGAAGAACUUAACUUCACUGAAGACAAAGUGACAUGGGGGAACAAUAAGCCAAAGUCUAAAGUAUUGGGACUAAAUAGGGCCGAAAAGGUUGUUGCUGAUGUACAGUCGGGUGGGAUUUUUAAAAUGCUAUUUGACAAUACCGGUAGUUCCAGAAAAUAUGUUCGUAACUGUACACAGCAGCAAAGACAAGGCUCUGAAAAAAUCAGUGGGCUUCCCAUCGGUCGUAAAAGUGUAAAAAAGAACCACAACUCCCUCUCUGAAGACGAAGUACUAAAGGUUUUACACGAUGACCCUGUCUUUGUCAAUGGCUUGGAAAACCCAGAUGGAUUUGGUCUUGAUGCUAGCAUUUUGAACGUUGGGAUGAUUGUAGGCUAUUUGGGUUCCAUAGAAUUGCCUUCGACAAGCUCCAAUCUGGAAAACGAUAGCUUGCAGGCCAUCCGUGGGUGCAUGCGACGCUUGCGCGCUGAGCAGAAGAUUCAUUCCCUUGUCCUGAUGAAAAUAAUGCACGACUGUGUUAAGCUUUUUAAUGAUAAACACAGUGUAUUGGCUUUGUACCCAGCAGAAAAAUUAGCCUUCAGUGCUGUGUGCCCCGACGACCGCCGAUUCUUUGGACUGGUCACCAUGCAGAUGUUUGACGAUCAUAACCUCGCUGCUGACGGUGAUGGUGGAUUGCGGACUUCGUGCCACGUCUUCAUGGUCGAUCCGGAUCUUUGCCAGCACAAAAUCCAUCAGGGAAUUGCGAGGCGAUUUAGUAUUGAGUGCACGCCAGACCCAGACACCAGCGGCUGCUUGGAGUUCCCUCCAUCCUCUCAACCCGUCCUUCAGUUUGUAUCAGUGUUGUACAAGGACAUCGGGGAGUCGUUUGAAAAUGCACGCGCAAGAGCCUUUCUCGAUGGGGACUCGUCUGAUGGCCAGCAGAACAACAGUAUUAGUAGUAACAGUGAUAGCGGAAUUGGAUGCUACAGCCAGGAGGAAAAGAAUAGCAGAGUGUUGGUUGUCGAUCUAGGAACCAAUUCAAACAAACAUCCUCCCACUGCCGCCAGGGGUAACGUACAAGGCAAAGGACACAUUCAAGGUACUCAGUGGAAUGGUUGUCGUCAGGACUUGGAAAACAAAUUUCUUGCUUCUCGGCUCUCAGAGUUUGCACAGAAUGAAUGUUCUUUGCAUAACGGUAGCAGACAUCUUAAUCACUCCCGGCUGGAUGUACCAGGAACAUCUCCGCGGUCCAUGUUUAAUUCAAGCAAGAAAUCCGAUGUGAACGGAGUGCCAUGUGGAACUCCAAGGUGGCUCCCCGUUCACGUCCACAAGGAUUGGCAGUAUUGCAGCAGUAGUGACCAGGAAUCCUACGCGGAAUCCACAGACGGAUUAUCCAGUGUCAACCUCAGUACACUGAAACAGGACCUUCCUCCGCCAAUGAGCAAGAUUCAGACAGAGAAAUACAGAGUUGGAAGUGGCUUAAGCCAGCCCUUUCGAAGUGCAGCGCAAAAGAAUGAACUGACGAACAAAUUGUUUGGCAUGGAAAAAAUGUUUGGGAUCCAACAAAAUACCAAGAAAAGCAAAGAUAACAAGGGUGCGAGGUUUUCUGCAAUUUCUGUAGGAUUCUUACAAGCUGCCCAACGCUCUUCUAUCCGGAGAUCAUAUGGACGGUCGAAGCGUUUCAGCAUAACUCGGUCUUUGGAUGAUUUGGAAACAGCGGCCGUCUCCGAUGGAGAGUUAAAUGGUGCCGAUCUCAAGAACUACAACAGUGCGAACAGCAUCAACAGCAAUGCCAGCCUUCCUAGUGUCCAAAGCUGCAGAAAGCACGGAGAGCGACAGGUAGCCAGCUGGGCUGUGUCCUUUGAACGGCUUCUCCAUGAUCCAGUUGGCAUCAGAUAUUUCUCCGAAUUUCUGAAGAAAGAAUUUAGUGAAGAAAACAUAUUGUUCUGGCAGAACUGUGAAUACUUCAGCCAGAUCCCUCAGCAGGACAAGAAACAGCUUUUGUAUAGAGCACGGGAGAUCUACACCAAUUUCUUAUCCAACAAGGCAGUGACCCCGGUCAAUAUUGACAGCCAGGCGCAGUUGGCUGAUGAUAUUAUCAACGCACCACAUCCCGAUAUGUUUAAAGAGCAGCAGCUGCAGAUUUUUAGCCUGAUGAAGUUUGACAGCUAUACUCGUUUUCUGAAAUCAACGCUGUACCAAGAAUGUAUGCUGGCGGAAGUGGAGGGUCGUGCUUUGCCUGAUCCUUGUCUGAUACCUUGCAGUCCUGCCUCAAAGCACAGCGCCAGCUCAGACCGGUCCAACCUCUCUACCCCAAACAAGUCCAGCACAAAAUCUAAAUCAACCAGGCUACUAAACAGUGAAUUUGAAGAUGACAAUGGCAAUAAGAAGAAGGCCUUUUUUUCCUGGUCACGAAGAAGUCUUGGACAAACUCAGAACAGGAAAGGGAAUGGAGAUUCACAUGUUGACCUCUCUACAAGUAACGGGCUGUCUCAGUGGCAUCGUGAAUCAUUCGGAUCCAUGUCUUCAUCCACUAGCACAGAGUUAAUGACAGCUGACUGUCCAGGAAAUAACAGACAAGAGCCUGAUUCCACCAAAGUGCCUGCGACAGAAAAAGAAAAGUCUUCAAGACACUGCACUGUGAUUCUUCCCGAUGGUUCCUUGCGCACACUUUCAAUCCAGUCUGGCAUUUCUAUUCGGCAAUUGUUGACGGAUCUGUGUGAAAAGCUACAAAUUCAGCUAGCAGCCACAGACCUCUUCCUGGUGGGGGGUGACAAGCCUCUUGUACUUGAUCAAGACUGCUGCACGUUAAAUUCAAGGGAGAUUCGAAUAGAAAUGCGAACACUAUUUCGACUGGAUCUUGUUCCUAUAAAUAGAUCUGUUGGUUUAAAGGCCAAGCCUACCAAACCAGUGGCUGAAGUGCUCCGACCAGUGGUGGCAAAAUAUGGCUUGAAUCUCGGCGAGUUAGUGGCUAGAAUUAACGGGGAAUCUGAAAUUUUAGAUCUUGGAGUUCCUAUCUCCAACCUUGAUGGGCGCCGUGUUGUUCUAGAUAUUGCAGAUCAUGUUAAGGGGAAAGACAGACAGAAGAACACAGGAGAUAAAGUCAGCUCUUCCAAUAAUGGCACACACAAUCAAACUGGAAAGGAAGCUGGAAGACCUCUGGGAAAACCCUCUUCAGUGAAAGUGAGAGGAGAAAAUGGAAAAUCUUCCAAAGAUGCACUGGUUCUGAAGAAAGAAGAACUAAUUCAAAGGGCAAAUAGGAAGAGACAGCAAAAGCUAAACAUGGAUGAGGUGGAAGAGUUUUUUGACCUUUUGUCCAAAGCUCAGAGUAACCGAGUGAAUGAUCAGCGUGGACUUCUGAAGAAAGAAGACCUUAUCCUCCCAGAUUUUCUGCGCCUGAAGCCAAACGUAUCUAAACCUGGUUCCUCCACACCUGUGGGAAGUAAAGUAAAUGGUAGAAAGAGAGAGGAAAAAGCCCAAAAUUUGCACAGGAGCGUAAUGUCUAAUAAGUUAGAUCAUGCAGACUCCAGCCCAGCUAACCCGCCUGCACUGAAUUUUAAUGAAAACUCCAACAAUGUGAAAGUCAAGCCAACUCAUCAGCACGAUAACUGUCAUCGACCGGUGUUAGUGCCACCCAGCUUUGUAAAGUCAGAUACUAAGCAAACUAACAAUGCUCCUUUCCAUGCGCCGGUUUCUCCCAUUGCACGUAUCAAUGAACAGAGGUGGGAAAAGCAGCCUGCAGACGAGCAGUCGGAAACCACACAGCCUUACGAGGAGGAGAAUGCAUUUGAUCUGACUCUGGUGGCAGAAGGUGAUAUCAAUAGCCCAAACAGUACUUUAUUACCACCUCUGCCAACACCACCAUCCUCUGUCAGUAAACUGGAGGUAGCUAACUACCCUCCACCAACUCCAAACACAGAUGCUCAGGAGAACUCUUCACACUGCAGAUCCACUUCAGAUUCGACAAAGGAAAUGGGAAAGACAGCGCGGAUGAAGUCUCCUUGCCCUGAGCAGAGUUCCAACACGCAGACGACUGCUAUGACCGCAAGCACUAACCACUCCCAGCUGGGGCUUCCUGUAAGCAAGAUUAUUGACAUCGAUGGCGUGAGGUCAGGAGAGGCUGGAGUGCUAUCCAAGGGGUCGGACGGGAACCUGAGUUUCGAAGGAUAUAUUUCUGAACUGAAAGGUUGCCAGGGAAGAAUGCGUACAGGGGUUUAUCGGAUGUCAGAACUACCAUCACUGAUCGCGGUAAAGAGUGAAAGGAGUAAGACUCUGGAGGCGAGACACAAGGCCACGUUUGUCUGAAUCCACCACCAAGGUUUUCAUUCAGAAUAAUCACAAUCCAUUGCCUUAAAUGAUAUUUGAAUUAAAAUUUAAAAUGAAUUCCAAACAGCUCAAUAAUUACUGUACAAAACGUAGUCACCUUUUUUCCCCAUAUCUAAUUUAGAAAUAUUAAGCAAAUACCGUACAGUGAGCUCAUGAAAAAUGUACAACUUUGCAAAAUAAAAUCUGUUGAUGUUAGACUUAAGGAAGAAUUAUUAUAUUGAUUCCAAAAUGUACGAUUGGCAUGGAUAGAAUAGGCAAGUAAAACGUUGACCUUUUCUCUCUCUUAAUUUAAUUACGCUAAGCAGCCAAUAUUUUUGUUAGAGUAAAUAUAUUAUAGAUAAAUGUGAGAAGUUAGAUGUAAAUUUAGAUUACAAUUGAUUCUUUCUCUUUGAACAUGUUUGAAUACUUCUGAAGAACGAGAACAGGAUUUGGUUAUGUUUCUGAGAAUAAUAUCUGAUCUUCACUAAGGCUGUACAUAAUGUGUCUGUUUGUCUGUCUUUUGAAAGGAGAAGUAAUUUCUAUUGAAUUGUCCUGCAAUGGAAAAACAGAAAUAUGUUCCCUUUUGGCAAGAGGUAAUCUUCCCUAUAAGGUUUCGUAAUCUUGGGUCUGAUGGCUUAACUAAAUUUUUUUUACAUUGAAAAUGUUGUGGUGAUUCAUUUAAGUUACAUUGAUGGCGUGCAGUCCAAGGCAACAGCUCACCAUCAUCUCAUGCGCAAGUUGGGUCAGGGAAUAAAUACUUGACUUCCCCAUGGCACUGACAUGGAUAUGCAGGGGAUGGAGGAGUAUGGAUUGCGUCCAGGCAGACAAGAGCAGUUUAAUUUGGUAUCAUGUUCGGCACGGACAUUGUCGGCCUGUUCCUGUGCUGUAUUGUUCUAUGCUCUGGAUGUCAUUCCAGGAUUAAUUACUUUGGGUGGCACAGUGACGCUGCAGUACAGUUGCUGCCUUAAGGGCCUGUCCCACUUUCACGACCUAAUUCACAACCUUUUUUAGUCGUGGCCAUUUUUCAUCAUGCUAGAAAAAACGCCCCGACCUACUUGAUGCCACGAGUACCUACGACUAGCAUCACGGCCUGCUACGACCUACCUACGACCUCCUAUGACCUCCAACGACCUUGUGACGACCAUGCUGCGAGUAUGAGUCAAGGGCAAACUCGGCAGAGGUCGUGAAUUAGGUCGUGAAAGUGGGACAGGCCCUUUACAGUGCCAGAGACCCGAGUUCAAUCCUGAUCCCAGGUGCUGUCUAUACAGAGUUUGUACAUUCUUCCUUUUGACUGCGUGGGUUUUUUCUCCGGGUGCUCCGGUUUUCUCCCACACUCCAAAGAUGUGCAGGUUUGUAGGUUAAUUAGCUUCUGUAAAUAGUAAAUUGUCUCUAGUGCGUAGGAUGGUGCCAGUGUGCGGGGCAAUCGCCAGUCGGCGCUGACUCGGUUGACCAUUGAGCCUGUUUCUGCACUAUAUCCCUAAAGUCUAAAGAAUGAAAAGUGCAAAAAAAAAAUCAAUUAAGUUGCUGGAAUAGAGUCCUUAUUGUAAAGACUCACAAAGUUCUCCAACACAUCUGCUGAAUACGAGGCAAAGCAGGGAUGAGAAUAAGACACAAAACCCAUUUAUUCAGCAGACAAGCUGGUUUGUAAUUGCUUCCAACUGUUUUGAAUAACUGUAACAUCUAUCUCGCCACUAUUGCUCUGAAUUUGUUUCCUGUUAGUUUCUGUCAUCCUGCUUUAUUUCAAAACGUGGUUCUGAAAUUAUAUUGGCUGUGCAAUUGGAAAAAACACAAAGGUGAGAUUAUGUAAAAUCUCUUUUACAUCUCUCUUUUCCAACAAUAUGUUCUGCUCUGGAACGUGCUGCUCUCAAGAACAGUGGGAACAAAUUGAAUAAUAACUUAAGAAGGAAAUUGGAUAAAUACUUGGAAGGGGAAAUGUUUGUAGAAUGUGAAAUGAGCUUGGGGAAUUUGGGAUUAACUCUUUCAAAGAACCAUCACACUUGCACAACAGAACCUAUUUCUCUGGUGCUGUAUUCCAAACCAAGUUAUUUUAUGUACUUGAGUAAAUCCUCCAUGAACAACAGGGUGGCACAGCUGGUAGAGCUGCCACCUCACUGCACCAGAGACCCGGGUGUGAUCCUGACCUCUGACCACGUAACCUUCCUGCGGGUGCUCUGGUUUCCCCUCUCAUCCCAAAGACGUUCAGGCUUUCUAGGCUAGUUGGCCUCUGUAAAAUUGCCCCUUGAGUGUAGGGAGCGGAUGCGAAACUGGGAUAACAGAACUCGUGAAUGGGCGAUUGAUGGUCGUCGUAGACUCGGUGGGCCAAAGGCCUGUUUCCCGGCUGUAUCUCUAAACUGCACUAAAACUCUUUAUUUCUGGUCGCAGGACUGCAGAAACCCUACAUUUAAUCAGUUAAUUCAGGUUUCUUUUGAAAUUGCAGAAAUCAUUACACUUCCUAGACACCUACAGUAAUGAAACAGGCCUGUUAGCCGAUCAACUCGGUGCAAACCAUCAGCUACCCAUUCACACCAAUCUCAUUUAUUUUUAUUAUCCCCAAUUCACAUCAGUGGGGCAAAGAUGUAUCAUUCACCUGCACACUCAGGGCCAUUUAGAAAAGGACAACUCGGGAGGCACAGUGGCGCAGUGGUAGAGUUGCUGCCCUGCAGCGCCAGAGACCUGAGUUUGAUCCUCACUACGGGUGCUUGUCUGUACGGAGUUUGUACGAUCUCUCUGUGCUCUCCAAGAUCUUUGCUUUUCUCCCACACUCCAAAGACUUACAGGAUUGUAGGUUAAUUGGCUUGGUAUCAAUGUAAAAUUAUCCCCACUGUGUGUAGGAUAGUGUUAAUGUGUUGCUGGUCGGCACGGACUCGAUGGACUGAAGGGCCAAUUUCUGCGCUGUAUCUCUAAACUAAACUAAACUAAAGAUAGACACAAAGUGCUGGAGUAACUCAGCAGGUUAGGCAGCAUCUCUGAAGAAGCGUCUUGACCCGAAACGUCACCCAUGCUUUUUCUCCAGAGAUGUUCCCUGACCUGCUGAGUUAAUCCAGCAGUUUGUGUCUAUCUUUGGUGUAAACCAGCAGUUCUUUGUUCCUAGAGAGGGCAAUUAAGCUGCUGAGCUGCAUGUCUUUGUACAUGGAAUACUCCAGGGUGUCCAGUGGAAUCCCAUGUGGGGAUACCUGGCGGGAGCCUUUUAAGCUCAUCGCUGAAAAUUCAUUCAUCUUGCAAUGCAUCUGUAUACUGUUUGUGUGACCUCCCAAUCGCCCAACAUGGUUGCCUACAACGGCUGCCCUUCAGAACUUAUUUCCUGCAAAGUUCUUUCUCUUGAGGAUGUGUGGUCCCCUUCGUUCUCAAACCUUUCACCUAUCCUGUCCUGAUGGGAACAACAUCUGCUGUUCCUGCCCUGCCUGACCCGUAUUUGAUUCUAGACUUAGACCAACGUCCCCCUCCCUGACUCUCAGUCUGAUGAAGGGUCUCGGCCUGCAACGUCACAUAUGCCUUUUCUCCAGAGAUGCUGCUUGCACUAACACCCACACAGUGCGUACAAACAAAGUGAAUGUUAAAAUCUGUCAUAAUUUAGCCAAGAUUUUAAUUGCCACAUUUGCCAAACAUGGAGUUUGCUGCAGCUUAUCAGUCCUGUGAAUUAAUUAAGGUACAGAACAGGAACGGGCUCAGCACGGAAACAAGCCACGUGGACUGCAAUGUCUGUGCUGUACAUGAUGCUAAGUUAAACUAAUCUCCUCUUCCUGCACGUGAUCCAUAUCCCUCCAUUCCGUGCAAAUCCACCUGCAUAUUCAAACGACCACUAUCGUAUCGUAUUAAACACCACUAUCGUAUCUGCCUCCACCACCACCCCUGGCAGGUGUCUUAUUGCAGCUUCCUGAAUUAAGUCAAAAUAGGGCACACAGUGACGCAACUGGUAGAGCUGCUGCCUCUCAACGCCGAAGACCUGGAUUUGAUCCCGACUUCAGGUGCUGUCGGUGUGGAGUUUGCAUGUUUUCCCUGUGACUGCAUGGGUUUCCCCCGGGCGCUCCAGUUUCCUUGUAGGUUAACCUUGUAAGUUAAUUGGCUUCGGUAAAAUUGCCUCCAGUAUGUAGGGAGUGGAUGGGAAAGUAGGAUGACAGAGAAUUACUGUGAGCAGGUAAUUGAUGGUUGGCGUGGACUUGGAAGGCCUUUUUCCAUGCUGUAUCUCUAAACCAAACUAAACUUGUCAAAGACUUGGACCAUUUACAGGUAUCCUGACAUUUAGGUCCAAUUCAAUAGAUAUACUUCUCCUUUAAUUGUGUUUGUACGAUGCAUUCAUUGUUAUACAGUUAUCUGACAAAUACGGUUUACAUUCAGAAAUUUAGUCCAAUUGAAGAGUUGUAAAGAAAAUAUUUCCUCUGUACUUUUUAAAUUGAUUAUUAGCUUCUUACUACUCAAGGAGCCCUUUGCAAUUCAAUACAAAAUAUAGUUGUGU
Leucoraja erinaceus (little skate) is the source of this 10177-nucleotide messenger RNA. RefSeq names its product regulator of G protein signaling 12b (gene rgs12b). Gene Ontology annotation, biological process: signal transduction. The record is from RefSeq and is a predicted model, not a curated record. The transcript is spliced from 17 exons. The coding region runs from base 1120 to 5724 and encodes 1534 amino acids. Lineage: Eukaryota; Metazoa; Chordata; Chondrichthyes; Rajiformes; Rajidae. Gene Ontology annotation, molecular function: protein binding; GTPase activator activity.